Molecule: messenger RNA, 578 nt
Organism: Lagopus leucura (white-tailed ptarmigan)
Lineage: Eukaryota; Metazoa; Chordata; Aves; Galliformes; Phasianidae
Product: lymphocyte antigen 6E-like
Exons: 3
Coding region: 195-578 (127 amino acids)
Molecular function (GO): acetylcholine receptor inhibitor activity
Source: RefSeq, a predicted model, not a curated record
ACGAAGGUGCUAAAGGGACUUUUUCCCCAGGUGCUAUCGUGCACCAUGGACUCCAGCAUGGAGAACUCCCACACGCACCUUACACACCCUUGGGUUGACUUCAUGCCUGGAACCUGUAAAACUGCUGCUGUUCAAAAGGUAUAUAACCUGUCCUCCAAACACCUUCCCAAUUGAGCUGAGAGGAUCUGGUGGAGAUGAAGACUACUCCUGUUAUCUUGCUGGUUGCUGUCCUGUGUGUGGAGCAAGGUUAUCCAUUUAUGUGCUAUGUGUGCCAAGAACAGGAGUCCAACAAGGACUGUUUAACCAUUUCCAUGUGUGCAAAGGAAGACAAAUAUUGUGUGACUGUCCGUGACAAAGUUGGAACAAACUCUGACAAGCCUAAGUAUGUCAUCUCUAAGAUGUGCUCUCCAACGUGUCCAGAAACAAGUCAGCAACAAAACCAAGCCCACCGGAAUGUUUCAUGCUGUGAGAAACCAUUGUGCAAUGUGAAUGGAGGCAGCAGCAAGCAAGGCAGCUAUGCAGCGACGUUCCUGGGUGUCCUAGCUAGUAUCACUUACAUUUUUGCCUGUGGACAGUGA